This is a messenger RNA of Trichechus manatus latirostris (Florida manatee), 2996 nucleotides long. RefSeq names its product tectonic family member 2 (gene TCTN2). The transcript is spliced from 17 exons. Bases 17 to 1918 code for a protein of 633 amino acids. The record is from RefSeq and is a predicted model, not a curated record. Gene Ontology annotation, biological process: cilium assembly; protein localization to ciliary transition zone; smoothened signaling pathway. Lineage: Eukaryota; Metazoa; Chordata; Mammalia; Sirenia; Trichechidae. Gene Ontology annotation, cellular component: MKS complex.
CCCUCCUGUCAUCCGCAUGUCCGGCCCUGCAGUCAGCGCAGCUCUAGUUGGACGCACCGAGGAUGUGACCGUGUCGCUGGCACUGCUGCAGAACGAGACAGGAAUAUUGCCAGUUCCGACUUGCACAGUGCCCAGCAAUGAGACAGAAGACUGGAUUUUGACUGUGACUCCUGGUGUGACUCUCCUAGUUUCAGCAUCUCACAAUGCAUCCUGUUCAGCACAUUUACUCAUUCAAGUGGAAAUUUAUGCCAACUCUUCUCUGGCCCAUAAUGCAUCAGAGAACAUGACUGUGAUUCCUAACCAGGUCUAUCAGCCCCUUGGUCCUUGUCCUUGUGAUCUGACAGCUGGGGCCUGUGAUGUUCGCUGCUGCUGUGACCAGGAAUGCUCGUCAGGCUCCACAGAACUCUUCAGACAGUCCUGCUUCACUGGCGUGUUUGGAGGAGACGUUAAUCCUCCUUUUGAUCAGCUUUGCUCGGCGCAGACAACACGCCGCGUCCCCGACUGGUUCCCCUUACUGUGCGUGCAGUCUCCCCUCGUCAACUCGCCCUUCCUGGGUUACUUCUACCACGGCGCUGUUUCCCCGAAACAAGACUCUGCCUUUGAAACGUGUCUGCAUACUGAUCUAAAAGACAUUGCAGACUUCGGUUACAAACAAGGGGAUCCAAUUAUGACUGUAGAUAAAACGUAUUUCACUAUUCCACAGGUGUCCCUGGCUGGGCAGUGUCUGCGGAAUGCCCCCGUCGCAUUCCUUCAGAAUUUUGAUGUCAAAUGCAUUACGGAUUUGGAAGUACACCAGGAACAAGAUGGUAUUCUCAAUGCGAAGAUCAAAAAUGGUUUAUUAGGAGGCAUAGUUACACCAAAAGUAAUCUAUGAGGAAGCAGCUGACCUAGACAAAUUCAUCACCCUUACAGAAACUCUUUCAAAUAAGGGAUCAGCUCCCAGAAACGUGAAUUUGGAAGAGCAUUAUGUGUUCAGAUGGAAUAAUAAUACCAUCAGUGAAAUAAAUGUUAGAAUUAUGAGGGCAAACAUUGAUGCCCACCAGAAAGGAAUAUUGACCCAGAGAUUUACAGUAAAAUUCUUAAGCUAUAACAGUGUCAGCGAUAAGGAAUUGUCUGGAAAUCCAGGGUACCAACUUGGCAAACCCGUCCGAGCACUAAACGCCAACAGGAUGAAUAAUGCCACCACUUUACACCUCUGGCAACCCGCUGGAAGGGGUUUGUGUACGUCAGCAACUUUCAUGCCCAUUUUGUUUGGAGAAGAUGCGCUGUCUGGGUGCCUUUUGGAAGUUGGGAUAAACGAGAAUUGCACUCAGCUCAGGGAGACUGCUGUUGAGAGACUUGAUUCAUUAAUACAAGCAACUCAUGUUGCCAUGAGAGGCAACUCCGAUUACAGCGAUCCUAAUGACGGCUGGCUCGAAAUUAUACGUGUAGCGGCACCUGACACAGGUGCAGGCCCGUCUGUUAGCAGCACGCCCGGGGUCUGCCUGGGUAUUCCUGCUCAGCUGAGCGUCCGCAUACUCAUCUCUGAGGCUGGCGCAGUGGAAGGGAUUAUUCAGCAGGAGAUACUUGCCGUGGAGACAAGGUCCUCCCCCGUGGACUGGCAGUACCAGUGUGGGCUGACCUGUGAAGACAAGGCCGACCUUUUCCCUCUCAGCGCGUCGGUCCAGUUUAUUAAAAUACCUGCCCAGUUACCCCGCCCACUGACCAGAUUCCAGGCCAGUUGUACAGAGCAUGACUGUAACAGAAACGAGGUGUGCUGGCCGCAGCUUCUGUAUCCCUUGACUCGAUAUUAUCAAGGGGAGCCCUAUUCUCACUGCAUUGCCAAGGGCUUCCUCUUGGUCUCCUUUCUCGUAUUGGCUGUGUUCCUGAGUAACCCCGGGACUAGGAUAUGCAGAGCGUGGAAUUCAUCGGCCAUCUGACUUCUGAAGGACUACAGACGUUCACGUCCGUGAUUUCACUGUGCUCCUAUGUGCCCGUCUGCAUGAGUGAAUGAAAUGUCUUACUUUUGUAGAAUAUUUUGAUUAAGUGCUCUGCGAAUGUAAUUAAUCUCUGUAGCUAUCCAAAUGUUCAAAGCAACUCGGAGCAAACAUUUUUAUCCCUGGACCAGACCAAGUAAAAUGCACGAGAGACUCACCUGUUAAUAGAUGUUAAUAGAUAUUCUAGUUGAUCACAAAGCACUAAAGUCAUGGGAGUUUUGGGCCAAAUACGUUAUUUGUACUUGAAAGAGUCAAUCUUUUAAAAAUAUGUUUAUAUAUGAGUGUUGAAUUCAUUGGUUCAUUUUCCAUAUUCCAAAGAAAGGAUUUCAAGCAGCCUUUAAAAAUGCAUAUAAUACCAAAAAAAAAAAAAGUCACUAAAGAAAGGUAUAGGACAGGGUGAACACUGGGAGAGGGAAAAUAAUAUAGGGAGGAAAGUAAAAAAACAAAAAAAAAAACAGGGAUGAAUGUAAACACAUGAAAAUAUAUGCCAAAGAUUCUUCUGCAUUUUUAUCAAAGGUAGACCCCUAACUUAAUCCUCAGCUUCCAAAAAACUAAUAUGAUUAGCUCAAGAAUCAUGGGGUUCAUAAAUGAAAAAUAAAGUGGCUUUCAGAUGAAGGACCGUUUUUCCUAGCUGAGUCUUGAGAGAAGUUCCUCUCCUGGCCCCUAACGAGGGACAGACGGUGUGAUGUGUGAUGCAGUGGGAGGGAAGUCUAACCACAGCCUACAGCAGCUGCAAGACAAAUCUCCUGUGGUUUCUUUGUGUGUUCCAGAUAAUUUAUUUCGUUGUCAUUUCAGAUGGAUUUCGUGCACCAUUGGUAACCCUAAUUUUGAAAAAGUGCUUCUUUUCCGCUUUACAAUUUGUGAUUGAACUCAUGGGGCCUCUGGAUGUCCCAGCACUACUUAAGAUGUGUGGCCUCUUCACUGCAGUGUUGCUGGCCAGGGGAAGUUUCAAAUCUUCCUUCUAAUCUUUAACCCAUUUUAAAAUAGGGGGACCAGCUGUUCAUCUCCCAGUUCAUAAUAU